GACGUGGGGGGGGGCGGGGAGGAGGGGGCCGAGGCCCCCCUGCGGAAGACUUUAUCCGAGACGUGCAGAUUUUCGACGCGACGACGACCGUUCAGGCACCGAGUGCCGACGUGGUGGAUCGACUGAGAGCCGUGAGCUUGGAUGUGGAUGUGGAGGCGAUCACCUUGCCCCUCCGUCCCUGCCUGGGCUCGGCGGGGACGCCCGUGCGCGUGCUCACGAACCAUUACAAGACGUCGUUGGACGGGAACAAGGUCCUCUACCAGUACGACGUGGCCAUCGCCGAGGCGAGCGGGCAACCCAUCGAUAAGCUCCCGGCGCUCAAGUCCCGGAUGAUUUUGAAGGCGGCCUUGGCCCAAGCGCGAAGUCCGGACAUCCCUGCGCUUCCCGUGGCGUACGACGGCCAGAAGAAUUUAUUCACCGUCAACGACACCGUGCUGGGGGGUACUCGCACCCUGACCGCGCGUCUGGAGCGGAAAGGGGGCGGGAAGAAGAAGAAGAAGGAGGAAGAGCAGUCCUUGGAUGAGUACAGGGUCCAGGUGCAAAUGGUGGGGGAGCGGCGCAUGACGGAUAUCGUCGAUUACGUGCAGGGCCGGGACACCUCCGCCCGGCCUCAGGAUAUGAUCAAUGCCCUUGAUGUGGUUAUGAAGGAAGAGGCCCUGAAGCUGUACGUAGAGAUUGGCCGCGCCAAAUUUUUCUCGCCCGAGAACCCGGCCACCAUUUUCAACGGUCUCUUCCAUGCCUACCGGGGUUUCUUCCAGUCCCUCCGCCCCACCCAGUCGGGUCUAACCUUGAAUGUGGACCAGGCGGUGGCGGCCGUGAUGCGGGACCAGCCCUUGGAGGAGUUUGUGGGCGCCUUGCUGCACAUGGAUGCCCCCCCCCGCCGGUUGGAUGAGCGACAGGCACGGGCGGUUUCCAAGGCCGUGAAGGGGCUGAAAAUCGAGGUGACACACCGGUCCAGCGGGCGUACCUACACCGUCAUGGGUCUCUCCCCACAGCCUGCCGACCAGAUCCGCUUUAUGAACGAGGAAGUGGGGGCGGAACAGACGAUUGCGGCCUACUUUCAAAGCAAGUACAAGAAGCAGCUUCGGUAUCCCUCCCUUCAUUGCGUGCGCAUGGGCUCCAAACGCAAGCCCACGUUCUUCCCCAUCGAGGUGUGCAAGGUGGUGGCGGGGCAGCGGAUCCCGGAGCAGUUUAUCCCGAACGUAGCGGCGGACAUUGUGGACAUCGCCGCGGUGCCUCCCUCCAACAGGUUCAACAAAGUAUAUAAGCAGGUGCAGGCGAUCGCAGCGUCGGGGAAGCUGGCGGCCCAGUUUGGGUUGAAAUUGGAGCCCAAGGUCCUGCGCGUCAAAGGCCGUUUUUUGCCCAGUCCGCGGACCUUGGAAAACGUCCCCGAGUCUAGACGUGCAGCGAUUGCCGCCUCAACACAACGGCAUCAAGGCACAGGACAGCCCGAUCGUGAAGGAGGCAUACUAAGAGGGAAUACAGGGCCAGGCGACCACGGAGGAAGAGAAAGAGGGUUGGCAGAGCAGGGUGGAGGUGGCGGGGGUUCGACGUUGAACAUCAAGUGUAUAAAUUGUGCGGAGGAGGGAUUGGCCAUGAAAGCGAGGGCGUACAUGGAAGCACCGCCCAUGUCGGUGGUGCUGUGUGCGAACCGUUUGCAGGAUAGACGGGAGAUGGAAGAGGCCUUGGUGCACGAGCUCGUUCAUGUUUACGAUCACGCCCUCGUUCAAAUGGAUUUGACUACCUGCAAGGACCUUGCCUACAGCGAGUGUGUGCAGAGCACGGCCACACGCUCUACCGCUACCAUUUUCCCCACCGAAGGCGCGGCGUGUGUGGCGGCGGUGUUUGAAAAGGCGUACCGGGAUGUGGGGCCCAAGAAAUUGCACGGGGACUUGGCAAUCGGGGCCGGGGAAAGUGGGGGAGGACGGCUUUUAGGAGGGGUCGCCAAGCCAGCCCCGUCGCCCGCCAGCCGCGCCGCCACGGCCGCUUCGUUACCUUCUAGAAUGUUCCCCGCGUUCCCGGGGUCCUCCUCUUCCCCCUCCUCCUCCCCCCGCGUGAGCCUCUUUCCUCUUUCCCACGCGCAGUCCGAAGGGGGCCUGGCCAAGGCCUUGGCGGGUGCCUUCGGCCUGGGAUCUCCAGGGGCAAAGGAGGGAUCGAGGGCGUGA
Molecule: messenger RNA, 2165 nt
Organism: Nannochloropsis gaditana CCMP526
Product: argonaute 1
Exons: 4
Biological process (GO): regulatory ncRNA-mediated post-transcriptional gene silencing
Cellular component (GO): cytoplasm
Molecular function (GO): metalloendopeptidase activity; RNA binding; protein binding
Source: RefSeq, a predicted model, not a curated record